Messenger RNA from Urocitellus parryii (Arctic ground squirrel), 6286 nucleotides. RefSeq names its product cullin 5 (gene Cul5). Gene Ontology annotation, biological process: ubiquitin-dependent protein catabolic process. The record is from RefSeq and is a predicted model, not a curated record. Lineage: Eukaryota; Metazoa; Chordata; Mammalia; Rodentia; Sciuridae. Gene Ontology annotation, cellular component: cullin-RING ubiquitin ligase complex. Gene Ontology annotation, molecular function: ubiquitin protein ligase binding.
AGGGGAACUUCCAGUCUCGCCAGCAGAGGGCGCGCCCCCGCCCUCCGGACUCAGUAGGCUUCUAGGCUCCCAUGCUCGCUCCCGAGCGCGCCCCCGUCCGCCGCAUCACGUGAUGCGGCCACGGAACCUGAGCUGCAGGGCCUAAGCUGAGUUAAAUUCGUUGCCGGUGGCCGCUGUGGGUGCAACCACAAAGGCUAAUCCGAAGAAGUCGGGGAGUCCGUUAGAGUCGAUGCUUCCUCCUCGAAGUCAGGUCGGCUCCUGUUACCGUCUCACCAUUCGUUGCUCCUGUCUCUCUGAGCUUUUGCAUGAGCUCUUUCGUGUGGGGAAGCUCCAGUGACCAUGUAGGGGAAAAAAGCGAGGAAGCUCCGGUGCCUAGGACGAGGUYAACGCUGCCGGCACGCCGCCCGAGCGCCCUGAACACCCCGGGUACGGGCCACUGGGCCCGUGGGCCCUGGUGGGAACUCGGGCCUCCUGUUGUGGCCUGGCCCGGAGCGCCACGAAUUCUCGCCUCCUCUCGCGAGAGUCUAAGUUGAAGGAACAUGGCGACGUCUAAUCUGUUAAAGAAUAAAGGUUCUCUUCAGUUUGAAGACAAGUGGGAUUUCAUGCGUCCGAUUGUUUUGAAGCUUUUACGCCAAGAAUCUGUUACAAAACAACAGUGGUUUGAUCUGUUUUCGGAUGUGCAUGCAGUCUGUCUCUGGGAUGAUAAAGGCCCAGCAAAAAUUCAUCAGGCUUUAAAGGAAGAUAUCCUUGAGUUUAUUAAGCAAGCACAGGCACGAGUACUGAGCCAUCAAGAUGACACAGCUUUGCUAAAAGCGUAUAUUGUUGAAUGGAGAAAAUUCUUUACACAAUGUGAUAUUUUACCGAAACCUUUUUGUCAACUAGAGAUUACUUUAAUGGGUAAACAGGGCAGCAAUAAAAAGUCAAAUGUGGAAGAUAGUAUUGUUCGAAAGCUCAUGCUUGAUACAUGGAAUGAGUCAAUUUUUUCAAAUAUAAAAAACAGACUUCAAGAUAGUGCAAUGAAGCUGGUACAUGCUGAAAGAUUGGGAGAAGCUUUUGAUUCUCAGCUGGUCAUUGGAGUAAGAGAAUCUUAUGUUAACCUUUGUUCUAAUCCUGAAGAUAAGCUUCAGAUUUAUAGGGACAAUUUUGAGAAGGCAUAUUUGGAUUCAACAGAGAGAUUUUAUAGAACACAGGCACCCUCAUAUUUACAACAAAAUGGUGUACAGAAUUAUAUGAAAUAUGCAGAUGCUAAAUUAAAAGAAGAAGAAAAACGAGCACUACGUUAUUUAGAAACAAGACGAGAAUGCAACUCUGUUGAAGCACUCAUGGAAUGCUGUGUAAAUGCCCUGGUGACAUCAUUUAAAGAGACUAUCUUAGCGGAGUGCCAAGGCAUGAUCAAGCGAAAUGAAACUGAAAAGUUACAUUUAAUGUUUUCAUUGAUGGACAAAGUUCCUAAUGGGAUAGAGCCAAUGUUGAAAGAUUUGGAAGAACAUAUCAUUAGUGCUGGAUUGGCAGAUAUGGUAGCAGCUGCUGAAACUAUUACUACUGACUCUGAGAAAUAUGUUGAACAGUUGCUUACACUAUUCAAUAGAUUUAGUAAACUUGUCAAAGAAGCUUUUCAGGAUGAUCCACGAUUUCUUACUGCAAGAGAUAAGGCGUAUAAAGCAGUUGUAAAUGAUGCUACUAUAUUUAAACUUGAAUUACCUUUGAAGCAAAAAGGAGUGGGAUUGAAAACUCAACCAGAAUCAAAAUGCCCUGAGUUGCUUGCCAAUUACUGUGACAUGUUGCUAAGAAAAACGCCAUUAAGCAAAAAACUAACUUCUGAAGAGAUUGAAGCAAAGCUUAAAGAAGUGCUCUUGGUACUUAAAUACGUACAAAACAAAGAUGUUUUUAUGAGGUAUCACAAAGCUCACUUGACACGACGACUCAUAUUAGACAUCUCUGCCGAUAGUGAAAUUGAAGAAAAUAUGGUAGAGUGGCUAAGAGAAGUUGGUAUGCCAGCAGAUUAUGUAAACAAACUUGCUAGAAUGUUUCAGGACAUAAAAGUAUCUGAAGAUUUGAACCAAGCUUUUAAGGAAAUGCACAAAAAUAAUAAAUUGGCUUUACCAGCUGAUUCAGUUAAUAUAAAAAUUCUGAAUGCUGGUGCCUGGUCAAGAAGCUCUGAAAAAGUCUUUGUCUCACUUCCUACUGAACUGGAGGAUUUGAUACCUGAAGUAGAAGAAUUUUACAAAAAAAAUCAUAGUGGUAGAAAACUACAUUGGCAUCAUCUCAUGUCAAAUGGAAUUAUAACAUUUAAGAAUGAAGUUGGUCAAUAUGAUUUGGAGGUUACCACGUUUCAGCUGGCUGUGUUGUUUGCAUGGAACCAAAGACCCAGAGAGAAAAUCAGCUUUGAAAAUCUAAAACUUGCAACUGAACUCCCUGAUGCUGAACUUAGAAGGACUUUAUGGUCUUUAGUAGCUUUCCCAAAGCUCAAACGGCAAGUUUUAUUGUACGAACCYCAAGUGAAUUCACCCAAAGACUUUACAGAAGGUACCCUCUUCUCAGUGAACCAGGAGUUCAGUUUAAUAAAAAAUGCAAAAGUUCAGAAAAGAGGAAAAAUCAACUUGAUUGGACGCUUGCAGCUCACUACAGAAAGGAUGAGAGAAGAAGAGAAUGAAGGAAUAGUGCAACUAAGAAUAUUAAGAACCCAGGAAGCUAUCAUACAAAUAAUGAAAAUGAGAAAGAAAAUUAGUAAUGCCCAACUUCAGACUGAAUUAGUAGAAAUUUUGAAAAACAUGUUCUUGCCACAAAAGAAAAUGAUAAAAGAGCAAAUAGAAUGGCUUAUAGAGCACAAAUACAUCAGAAGAGAUGAAUCCGAUAUCAACACUUUCAUAUAUAUGGCAUAAUUUUGAAUAUCAUGGACAUUAUUAAGAACCAAGAUUUUGGAGUGCUUGGGCAGAAAGUUACAAGUUUGAGCUGGAGAAAGGUUUAUUUGGACUUUGAUUACAUAAAUAUGAAAAUCUCUGCCUUACCUUACAAAGUGACUCUAUUUUGCCACUCACAUUAGUUAGCAUGAUGGCAUUCCCUUCAUGUUGCGCACUCUGUAACAGCAUGCUGUUUUGUGGAGAAACUUGCAUUCAUGAAGAGCCCAUUAUGAACUUUUAAAAGUAAAUUUGAUUUUUACCCACCAGAAGAAAUACAGUUGGGAAGGGAGAGGGCGGGGUUCUUGUUGCUUUUUUCCUCUCUUAAAAAAAUGUACUUGCACAAGGAAGGAUAUUCAGAUAUUCAUGCACUGAAAAAUGCUGUUAUCUUUUGUUUUUUAAAAAAUGCAAUUAAAACUAGAAGUAGCACUCUUGGCCUCUUUUGAUGAGAGUGAGCUGGUCAAUACAACAUUGGGAGAGGGCAGAUGUAGGUGAGAAGAUAAGUAUUUCAUAGUAUCCAAUUAUUAGUUCAAACACUGCUUCGGUAUGAUAACUGGAUUUUAAUGGUGACCUAAAAAAUGAUAUUAAAUAUUUCCAACUUACAAAUGUUGGUGUUCUUUAAGCAGAAGACUGCUGUUUUAGUUGUUUGUUAAAUGAUAAGGAAUUUUGGAAAAUCUUACAUGGCUGGAGAGUUUGUUUUGAAAAAAAAUGAAGCUUAUAUUAAUUGUUGCUUCAGUUGUACAAAAGAAAUUUAUGGAGAGAGGUAGGUCAUUAUGACUACAGGGUCAGUACAGCAAAACAAACAUUAAGUGUGUCUGUCACUAACACACUUAAUAUUUAUAUACCUAGUAUUUAUUAUGCCAUAUCUAAAUUUAUUGAACACAAUGCAGAAAUCUCCUGCUGUGAUAUAAUACAGUUAUGGAACGGAUCUCUCAAUCUGUAGCAUAGAACUAUUUUGGUAUCUUAAAGUCUCAUGAUUAGGGAUUUUUACAGCCUCAGGUUUCUGGAAAGAAAGACUUUUAAAAAGUAAUAUCAGUCAUCUAGGAGAAGAAAAAAAAAACAUAAGACCUGAAAAGCAUAAGCAAAGUUAUUCCAGUCUUAAUAUGAGCAGUAUACUUGCCAAAUAUGUACAUAUAUAUUUAUAUAUUUUAAAAAUAAACAUUUUUAAAAUGUUCAGAAGGCAACACUUACCUUUUUACUUUCAGUCAAUCCAAAGCAGCAACUUAUUAGUUGCUGGCAACUGAAUACCCAGAGCAGUGCAAAUUUUAUGACUUGAGGACUUGAACAACUGAGAAGAACAAAACUAUUUCCAUUGGGGAAAAAAUGGCUCAACAUGGAUUUUUAUUCAUUGUGGUGCACGUUUCGAAUUUUCUUACAAAUUAUUUUAUAUCUUUUUGAUGUUCAGUAAUAUUUAAAAGUAUGGUUUUGAAAAUGGUAGGAAAUGGAGUGCUGAAAGGCAUCCAGUAUUAUAUUAUAGCAGAGUGCUUUUAAGAGCAUUUCAUGGAAUCUUCCCUAUCCCAAGAAGCUUUAUGAGCUCCCCAAUGAAAAGAAGGAAAGUCAAUUUAAAACAUUUAUGGGUUUGCUGAUUAUAAUCAAAUGCCUGUUCUGAAACUCAUAGGAAAUUUGAAUUUUGUUUAGAAUUUAAAAUAUACUUCAGCUCUAAGAUAGCAUAUGUCAAUCAUUAGAYCAAGAUAUUGUGAAGAAUUAAAUUUAAAAUUAGUGUUCAUUGUUUUCUCUAAUUAGAUGACUAACAGUGGAUGAAUUUGAAAUUUAGGAGAAAUAAUUUUUUAAUAACUGUGACCCUUAGGCUUAACAAAUAUUUUGGUAUUGCAGAUUUGCUUGUCCCAAUAGAAGAAUAACAAAGAAGAAACUAUGGGAGAAAAAUUUUAGGCCAUUUUUUUUUUUAUAUUUAAAUUUUGUUGUUUUAAACCAUAAUUGUUCUCAGAAUUUCUUUGGAAUUUCUAACAUUUUUGGUCAUUUAAUUUAAGAAUGAGAGCCAUAAUGCUUUGAUUUCUAAAGGCAAAUUUAAUGCAAAGUGGGUAAGAUUAAAUUCAUAGCAAAGUUUUCUAUUAAAUUUUUUUAAUAGAUUUUUUAAAGCUAAUUAUGUCCUGAUUGUAUUUUAGGGAUUAAACAGCAACAAAUACUGUACACUUACGUUUUCAUCUUUUUUUUUUUUUUUUGGUUACAUAUACACAAAAAUUUAACUACUUUUUGGUGUUUAUGAAAACCAUUUAGUUGACAUGGUGCCUAUACCAUUGUUGAGUUUUCUUUAAAUAUGUUUUGACAAUAGAUUUGCUAAUUUUAAAAAAUACAAUCUGAAGAGAAAAUUUUAUCAGCAAUUUGUUAAAGUAUACUAAUUGUAAUUGUGUACCUUUAUCAGGUUCUUUUCUCCAAUGAACACUUAGUGCUAUCUGAGCAGAAAUGAAACCUAACAUAGUUAAGGAAAAAGAAAACCCGUCCCCAACUUCACCACCAAAAUAUAAUUUUUAAGUUUUUUUUAUGAGUAGCAGGGCAAGAGGGCACCUCAGGUUAAAUUUUGACCACUCAUCUUCUGAUUUUAAAGAUAGAGCCGUCUGAAAAUGUUAAUCUUCGUUGCCACCUCAUUGCCAGAGUAAGAUAUGAAACAAUUUACAAAGUAAAAAUAUACGACAAUUUUGUUGCUUACAAUGAUAUAAUAAAUAUUAGAACAUAACUGUUCCAAUGAUUUGAUGAGGAUCUUGAAAUAAAUUCUGAAGUCUUCCAAUUUUUACAUUUAUUGGAGGGGUCCCCAAGUUCUUUCAACCUGUUUAUUUAAGUCCCUUGAUCUUAUUUUGUGCAUAAAUGUUAAAAUUUCCUAAAAUGAAAUGUUAGCUCUCUUCUUACUUUUUAUUAAAUUUAAUACAAAACAUGACCUUAGUUGUUAAGAAAGGAUUUUGCAUUAUUUGCAGUACGAUGUCAUUAGUCCUGCUCAAAGGGCAAAUUUUUAAAAUUCAGUUUGGGUAAAAGAUUUSCUAGUUUUAAAGAAAGAUUUGCUAUCAUAAACUUAAGCUGGUUUUUCKAUUUUCAUGUGAAUGACUGGGAUGCUCUUAUAAAUUCUUCCAAGGUCAUGUUUGUGAGAUAAAAAAAAUUACAUGAGAGCUUUCUUGUCAUCUACACUAAUGUCUUUUGGAGUGUUGAACAAAUUUURAGUUUCUAAGGUGUAAUCUAUCCUCAUAUGGUCUAUACGAUUUUGAAUGUGUGCCACUACAUACUGAGAUGAUAAUGCUGUACAAUUUUAAAUGGUAGCAGUUUCUGUAUGCAGUAGGCUGAAAUAUUUUGAUGAACUGCUUAAUUUUUGGAUUUUAUUUUUUAAGUUGUAUAAUUUAUUUUCUUGCAAAAUAAAAAUGUAAUAUAAAAGCUUUCACUUAUCC